CUUUUAGCUGCCCGUAUUGCUAAUGAGCUGAUGAUUUCAUGAAAGAGAAAAAUGUAAACCCCUUGAAGAGCAUGAUCAUACCAUUCGCUCAGGCUCCAGUGUUCAUCAGCUUCUUCUUUGCCUUGCGUGGAAUGGCCAACUUGCCUGUGGAAAGCUUUAAAUAUGGUGGCAUGUUGUGGUUUACUGAUCUCACUGUGCCAGAUCCUUUCUACAUCCUGCCAUUAAUCACCAGUGUUUCACUCUUCUGCACUCUUGAGCUUGGUGCAGAAAGUGGUGUCCGAGCUGACAAUCUGCAGUGGACACGAUAUGUUUUCCGGUGCCUGCCAGUGGUUAUUUUCCCAAUCACCAUGAACUUUCCAUCGGCUCUUCUGUGUUACUGGGUCACAAGCAACGUGUUUACCCUGUGUCAAGUGGGUGUGCUUCGCAUUGAAGCAGUGCGGAAGCGUUUAAACAUACCAGCAUUGGUCAAACACAAGAAGAGUGAACUGACCCUUUCGAAAAAGGGAUUUGUAGAAGGUGUCAAAGAAUCCUUCACAAACACUCGCAUUGCUCGAGAGAUUGAAGAGAGGUCUAAGGCAGACGAGAUACGAUUCAAGAAAGCUGGAAUAGGUCCAGUGGUGAAGACUUAUACAUACAAUCCCACCAAGCAGGCUUUUGCCAAAGGAGCUGGUUCAAGUCCGAAAAUCAAUGGUUAGGAUUAGUAAGAACAACAGGAUUCCAAUGUGCCCUUUUAGUCUGAACGAACCAUUCAGCCGUAGCUGCUUGUAAAUAAACUAAAUAUAUAAACGUAACAA
Molecule: messenger RNA, 794 nt
Organism: Dermacentor silvarum
Lineage: Eukaryota; Metazoa; Arthropoda; Arachnida; Ixodida; Ixodidae
Product: mitochondrial inner membrane protein OXA1L-like
Exons: 5
Coding region: 39-695 (218 amino acids)
Biological process (GO): protein insertion into mitochondrial inner membrane from matrix; mitochondrial respiratory chain complex IV assembly
Cellular component (GO): mitochondrial inner membrane
Molecular function (GO): membrane insertase activity
Source: RefSeq, a predicted model, not a curated record